Molecule: messenger RNA, 4730 nt
Organism: Falco peregrinus (peregrine falcon)
Lineage: Eukaryota; Metazoa; Chordata; Aves; Falconiformes; Falconidae
Gene: CLIC6
Product: chloride intracellular channel 6
Exons: 6
Coding region: 276-2396 (706 amino acids)
Cellular component (GO): plasma membrane
Molecular function (GO): D3 dopamine receptor binding; D4 dopamine receptor binding; D2 dopamine receptor binding
Source: RefSeq, a predicted model, not a curated record
CCGGUGUGGGGAGGUUCGCCGAGGCGGAGGGUCUGGGGCGGGGGGCUCGCAGGGCUCACCCCGUGCGGGGGCGGUGCGGAAGGAGGAGCGCGGGCACCUGCGGCUGCCGCCCCCCGCACGGACACACGGACGCGCGUGCGCAGACGCCGCCGUCCCCCCCGUCGGUGCCCGGCGCUGAUCCCGGCGGCGGCGGCUGCGCCGGUUCCCGCACGUCCCGGCGGCCCGACGCGCCCGCCCCGCUGCGCUCUUGGGCAGCGGCCUCGGGGGAGGCCGGCAUGGCGGAGAGCCCGGGGCGGCCCGGCGCCCCGCCGCCGGAGGGGAGCGACGUCCCGCGGGAGGGAGGCGAUGAGGAAGCGGCGGCUGGGGGGGAGCCGCAGCCCGGGGCGUCCCCUGAGGGGGCGGCGGAGCCUCCGGACGGGCCCCCCGCCGGCGAGGCGCCGCGGCUGAGCGGGGAGUCGGCGGCUGUGCAGGAGCUGUCCGCUGCGGCGGUGCCCCCCGGGGCCGGCGGCGGGACGGGGAGCGGCGCACCCGAGGGGGCGGCGGAGACCCCGGGCGGGCCCGGAGCGGAGCGGCAGGCACCGGCGGGGGCUGAGCAGCGAGAGCUCCGCGGGGGCAGCCCGGGGGCCGAGUGUCUGCCAGGAGGGCAACUGGUGGCAGCGGCCGCGGGGGUAAACGCAGCCGAGGGCUCCGCAGUGGCGAGGGCAGACCCCGAGGACGUGGCGGUGGCCCCAACGGGGACGGAGCCCAAGGAAGCAGCCCCGGCGGGGACAGACUCCGAGGACGCGGCCGUGGCCCCGACGGGAACGGAGCCGGCGCCGGCGGGGCCAGACCCCGAGGAGGCAGUGAGGGAGGCAGCUCCUACGAAGAUAGACAGAGAGGAGGCAGGGACAGACCCCGAAGAGGCAGUGAGGGAGGAAGCCCCGGCGGGGUCAGACCUUGAAGAGGCUGCGGCGGCAGCCCCAGAGGGGAGAGACCCCGAGGAGGCGCUAAGGCAGGCGGUCCCAGAGGGGAGAGACCCCGAGGAGGCUGCGGCGACAGCUCUGUCGGGGAAGGAACCCGAAGAGGCGCUAAGGCAGGCAGCCCCAGAGGGGAGAAACCCCGAAGAGGCUGCGGGGACAGCUCCGUCGGGGAGAGACCCUGAAGAGGCGCAAAGGCAGGCGGGCCCAGAGGAGAGAGACCCCGCGGAGGCUGCGGCGAGAGCCCCGGCGGGGACAAUCCCCGAAGAUGCAGUGUGGGAGGCAGCCCCGGCGGGGACAGUCCCCGAAGAUGCAGUGUGGGAGGCAGCCCCGGCGGGGACAGUCCCCGAGGAGGUGGCGGCCCCGUCGGGGAGCGAAGCGGCUCCCGAGAGCUGCGGGGAAGCAGAGGUGGCGUUGCCGCCCGGAGGGGAGGCCGACGGCGGACGCCGGUCGCCGGACGGUCCCGACGGCGAGGACGGAGCGGAGGCGGCGGAGCGGGGAGACGCUGCCCCGGCGGGGGCAGGAGCGGGGGGCGCGGCCCCGGGGGCAGGGGAAGGCGGCGCGGCGGCGGAGGGGCAGCGCGGCGGGUCCCCGGGCCCCGAGGGCGGCGAGUGGGACGCGGCAGGUCGGAGCCUGAACGGCGUGCGGGGCCGGGCAGAGGACGAGGAGGACGAAACGGGCUCGCCGGCCGCCGUGGAGGAGGAAGAGGAGGACGAGGAGAAGCAGGAACACGACAUCUCCCUCUUCGUCAAGGCUGGCAGUGAUGGGGAAAGUAUUGGAAAUUGCCCGUUCUCUCAGCGUCUCUUUAUGAUUCUGUGGCUAAAAGGUGUCAUAUUUAAUGUCACAACCGUGGAUUUGAAAAGAAAGCCUGCUGACCUGCAGAACCUUGCCCCAGGAACAAACCCCCCCUUCAUGACAUUUGAUGGUGAAGUGAAAACUGAUGUCAAUAAGAUCGAGGAGUUCUUGGAAGAAAAGCUAGCACCGCCCCGGUAUCCCAAACUUGCACCGAACCACCCUGAGUCAAACUCUGCAGGAAAUGAUGUGUUUGCAAAAUUCUCUGCAUUCAUAAAGAACCCAAGAAAAGAUGCUAAUGAAAAUUUGGAAAAAUCUUUGCUUAAAGCCCUGAGGAAGCUGGACAACUAUUUAAAUAGCCCCUUGCCUGAUGAAAUCGAUGCUUACAGCACUGAGGAGAUCACUGUUUCCAGCCGGAAGUUCCUGGAUGGAGAUGAGCUCACCUUAGCGGAUUGCAACCUCCUACCAAAGCUCCAUAUAAUCAAGGUUGUUGCAAAAAAAUACAGAAAUUUUGAUUUUCCACCUGAAAUGACAGGGAUUUCAAGAUACUUGAACAAUGCAUAUGCAAGAGAUGAAUUUACAAAUACUUGUCCUGCUGAUCAAGAAAUUGAAUAUGCCUAUUUGGAUGUUGCAAAGAGAAUGAAGUAAACAGAAGAUGCCUCCGUUCUUUAUAGCUUCUGAGAUUUAGAUGGGCACCAGCCAAGAUGGAAAAAGCAAAAGCCACCAUACAUUCUGCAGUGUAAUUUUAAGUUCUGCUAUUGGCCAAUACUUCUUUUAUAAUGAUUGUAUAGCAUUAUUUGCUCGUUCUUAAAUUAUGUAUGUAUAUGUUUGUGUGUCUGUACAGAUGUCUGCACACAUGAAUGUCUGUUGUGCAUUACAAGUUAAAGAAAGGCAUCAGUCAAUAUUAAAGCAUUUAUUGAAGUUAGGGGAACAGUGUAGGUCACAUGAUUAUAGCAAUAUUACAGACUAGUGACUUAUGCUAAAUUACUGAAAUUUGAGAAGAAAUAGCCCUGUUUCUAACACACAUUUAACCUGUCGUUAUUGCUGCCUCUGAUCUCUGUUUCACAGUUGUUGCCAAACUUCACAGUUACCAGGAGGGUUUGUUUGCUUCUCUGCAAGCCUUGGAGGGCCACAAGCCAGCAGCUGGUGCCCAUACAGUGCCCUGGUUAACCCAGGAGAGAGGCCAGCCUGUAGGUGGGACCACACCUUAUGUCCCGGAGGCCCUCUCCUCCAUGCUAGAGACCUGCAGGACAGGUCAAUGAAGAACAACUCCUUUUUACAUUGCAUGAGUCUGCUUUGAUAUAAAAAAAUAAAUUUUAAAAAAUUCCUGCCUUCUCUCUCAGGGCUGCAUAACCCAUCAAACUUCCCUCUCGGCGCUCCCAAAGAGAGGAACACAGACUAUCACUGGUGUAUGGACUAUCAGACAAUAGAAACUUGACAAGGGAGGAGGGAGAGGCUUGGUUGUCACUGGAGACAGAAGAAAUGGGUGAACAUCUGCCCCCAGAUACUGAUGUAGAUUCUCUUUCUCAUGCUUCCAUGACUCUCAUUUGGUUUUGGAAAGCAAAGAGGAAAGAAACAGUCCCUCUAUACUUCCUUUUCCUAAUUAAGCUCCAGCAUAUUGGCUUUCCCAGGGCAGCUGUUAGGACUUCACUGCUGGGAGCUUUACAGCUGAUCCAGACAGGUAUCUUCCAGGAACAACACAGACCUACCUCCUGCCUUAGGCAGGGCAUGGAUUAGAUGAAACCCUCCAGCCUUGCGUGAGUCUGUGUUCAAGGUGGUCAGUACUGGUGAGAAAGACCCCCUAGCCUGGCAUCAGGGAGCGCACUAUUAGAGCUGUGUGGACUACGAAAAGAGAUGUCCACAGCCGCUUUCUGCUGAGCAGGCCCUCAGCAAGCACACAGGAGCAAUGCUUCAGUCAUAGGGUCACCUGGAAGUUUCAUUCUGAUGGAUUUUGCCUGUGUGUACAUAAUAGAUGUGAAAAUGGCUAAAAAUAGCCUUUACAGCACCUCCUGCCACGAAAAGACGCUAUAAUAAGACCAGUCAUUCAUCCUUGCCCAUGUCAAACAUACACCUGCUUUCUAACAAAGCAUUACUUAAUAGUAAUAGUCAAGUGUCAGAUAUAUUGUGUUUGUGGUGUCUUCAUCUCACACACUACACAGUUCUGAUGCAAAUGUGUUGUCAUCACAAUUAUUUGUAAGCAGUGUUAAAUGUAGUUUUACUUCGGCUUUAGAGAAAACGGACAAAAUACCUUUCCCCUCUCACUCUCAACUGUGAACUCUCAUAUUGGGGUUGGUAACUGAACACUCAUCACAUAUUACUAACUGUUUCAAAUACAUACAUACAUAUAUAUUACAUAUUAAAAAUUAAAUCUGUAUACUCUUUUCAUAUGCCUUACAAAUUUAAAUAGAAAAUAUACAAAUUCAUAAGUAAUUUGAGUAGUGUUCUGUCUUUUAUUUCCUUGAAAAUUUCCUGGCAAGCUGCAUUGUAACAGUGACCGAGAUUUUAAGAAAUACAAGGCAAAAUUUAACCCAACUUUCACUUGUUUUGGAGGAAUCAUACAUGUUUCAGACCUGCAGUGAGAUCUUGGGAGCAAUACAUACUGGCUGUGCCUGUUAUAAUAAAAUACCAAAGGGCCAGCAUGUGAUCCUUGACUGCCAAGUCACCUACAACUGUCCCACAUCCAUGCUGCUUUGGGGCUGGCCACAUUUGUAACUGUUCUGUCUUGGCAAGAUCCAACUGGGGUGAUCCAAAACAGCCAGGGACUGCCCAGACUGCUCAGCAGCUCUUGCAGAAAUCCAAAUGCAGAAGAUGGCUCCUGGCUCUCUCUUCUCACCAUAAAUACAGUUAUGGCUGUUUAUCAUCAAUAAACAACAAGAGAGCCUAGGCUAUCCUCUGGCCUUGAGAGCACGUAGCAAUGUGUGGUUCACAUCCAUAUGGCUCGUUUCUAUCUCCUAGAAACAGGGUGGCCACGCUGGUUGUGGG